Molecule: messenger RNA, 2333 nt
Organism: Pseudopodoces humilis (Tibetan ground-tit)
Lineage: Eukaryota; Metazoa; Chordata; Aves; Passeriformes; Paridae
Gene: SPTLC3
Product: serine palmitoyltransferase long chain base subunit 3
Biological process (GO): sphingosine biosynthetic process; ceramide biosynthetic process
Cellular component (GO): serine palmitoyltransferase complex
Molecular function (GO): serine C-palmitoyltransferase activity; pyridoxal phosphate binding
Source: RefSeq, a predicted model, not a curated record
GACUCACAGAAGCCGUGUUCAUGCAAGAGCCAGCAAUGAGCAGUAUUUUUCAGAGAUUUUAAGAGCACACCUCCUGCUAUGUAUUUCGCGUUCUAGCUUGCUGGAGCUGAAGCUGUAUGAAAGAAAGUUUUACGUUUUGAAGAUAUUGCAAAAGAUAGUUCCUCCUCUCACCCUGGAAAAUCCUGACAGACCAGUUGGAUACCUUUCAGGCCUUAACCAAGAACUUUAUCUUCUCAUCCCACUGUCUUUUUUACAGUAGAAAGACCUAGGACACCCUUAAGAACUGAGAAUCUGACUAAUUUAAACAGAUGGCUAAUCCCAGUGCUGUGUGCAAUGGACAUCUACAUCAUCAUCAUCAUCAUCAUCAUCAGAAACAGAAUAACCUCACAAAAAGUGGACUAUCUAAGAAAAAUGGAAUCACUAAAGGAAUGAAGAAGAAUGGAGUAUCAAAUGGAACUCUCUACAAAAAAACAUUUAUUGAGCACUUUGAACAGGCACCAAUGUAUGUUGCAGUUUUUACUUUCGUGGGGUUUGCAGUGGGAACAAUAUUUGGCUACCUGCGAGAUUUUAUGAGAGCCUGGGGACUAGAAAAACGUAACAUUGCUGCGGAGAGAGAACAACAAAAAGAUUUUGUGCCACUUUAUCAAGAUUUUGAGAACUUUUACACCAGAAACCUCUAUUUGAGAAUACGGGAUAACUGGAAUCGUCCAAUUUGCAGUGUCCCUGGGCCACAGUUUGACCUCAUGGAGCGCGUUACAGAUGAUUACAACUGGACAUUUAGGUUUACAGGAAGGAUUAUCAAGAAUGUAAUCAAUAUGGGUUCUUAUAACUACCUCGGCUUUGCAGAAACAGAUGUUAAUGCUUUGAAAACUGUGACCAUAGAGUUAGAAAAAUACGGGACAGGAGUCUGCAGUACCAGGCAAGAAAUGGGCACCCUAGACAAACAUGUAGAACUAGAGAAACUUGUGGCCAAGUUCCUUGGUGUGGAAGAUGCUAUGGUGUUUGGCAUGGGCUUUGCAACUAACUCAAUGAAUAUUCCAGCCCUUGUUGGAAAGGGCUGCCUCAUUUUAAGUGAUGAGUUGAACCACACUUCUCUCGUUCUCGGUGCGAGGCUUUCAGGUGCCACUAUUAGAAUCUUCAAGCAUAAUAAUAUGCAGAGCCUCGAGAAAUUGCUGAGAGAUGCAAUAAUAUAUGGACAGCCUCGCACCCACAGAGCAUGGAGAAAAAUUAUCAUCCUCGUGGAGGGCAUUUACAGCAUGGAAGGGUCCAUCGUGCGCCUGCCAGAGAUAGUCUCCUUGAAGAACAAAUACAAAGCCUACCUCUACUUGGACGAAGCUCACAGCAUCGGUGCAGUGGGAGCAACGGGCCGAGGAGUUGUGGAAUACUUCGGAAUGAGCCCCGAUGAUGUUGACGUAUUAAUGGGAACGUUCACAAAGAGCUUCGGCGCAGCUGGAGGAUACAUAGCUGGCAAAAAGGACCUUGUGGACUUUUUACGAACUCAUUCUCACAGUGCUGUGUACGCCACAUCUAUGUGUCCCCCUGUAGCAGAGCAAAUCAUCAGGGCAAUGAAAUGUCUCAUGGGACUGGACGGGACAACGCAAGGGCUCCAAAGGGUGCGUCAGCUGGAGAAAAACACAAGGUACUUCAGACGAAAACUGCACGAAAUGGGCUUCAUCAUUUAUGGCAAUGAUGAUUCUCCCGUUGUUCCCUUGCUCCUUUAUAUGCCUGGUAAGAUAGGGGCUUUUGCAAGACGCAUGUUAGAAAAAAAUAUCGGGGUGGUCGUGGUUGGGUUUCCAGCUACUCCUAUCACAGAAUCCAGGGCUCGGUUUUGUGUGUCAGCUGCACAUACACGGGAGAUGUUAGACACGGUUUUGAAUGCUCUGGAUGAAUUGGGUGAUUUUCUACAUCUGAAAUAUUCCCGGUAUUCCAAGUCAUCUCAUCCUGAACUGUAUGAAGAAUCUAGGCUUGAACUUGAAGACUGAGUUUUCCACCCAUGAAGAGAACAUUAUGAUGCUAUGAAAGGGUGGAAAAACCGAAAACUAAACAAUACAAAUGCAUUUCUUCCCUUCUAAGGACAAUUUUUAUUUCGCAGUUAAUUGAAAUGAGGGGAAGCUCGGGUGUUGCAUCACUUUGUAUCAAAUUUCUGUAUUCAAGAGACUGAAAUAUUGAUACAGAUUUGCCUCCCCAGGAGAUCUGUCCUUAUUAAGGUGUUUUUGAUGCAGAAAGAAUGGAUGCAUUGAUCCAGUUGCUAACGUACUGCUUUUGAUAUGGCCCUUUUUUAUGAAGAGUCUUCAGAUAGUCUUAAUUGUGACUGAAAUAAUAAAGUUUAAAAA